CUCAGCCUCCCAAAGUGUUGGGGUUACAGGCAUGAGCAUCCAUGCACGGCCUGAUGGAGGGCAUUUUCUACGUUCUCUCCUUUAACCCUGGGGCCUCCUGGUUGGUGAAAGUAGGAAGAGAGAGAGCAACCCCAUAAUCUUUGAGAGAGAGUUAUCACUUGAAUUUCCCCAAGGCUUCAAAUUCUCCUGCAGCCCUCUCAUGUUGCAAGCCUGGCAGUACAGUUUAAAGGUUGCAAACAAAGCUGAGUGCUCUCUCCUGAUGCAUCUGGGCCCCUCCGUCUGUCAUCCGUCAUUGUCAGUGGGAGAUGUAUGUGUAGCUGCACAAGGGCAAAGUCUGACCCCGAGGGUAUUGGAAAUGUUCUUAGAGUAGGCAUUGUUUGCUCACGCCCUUUGGAAGUCAAGCUCUAGACAUUCUAGGGAGCAGCCCUUGGCUUAGGAAGAACUGCAGUCUACAUGGAAAGAGGGGAUAUUCUGCUUUUACAAACUACAGGAACUUUAUUCCACCCUCCUAGCAUAAUUCUACAAUGCUUUUGAUUAUACUCAGCCUCUUCUCUUUUUCAUUUCUGAUCUCUUUUUGGUGAAAGUCUUGGGGAGAAUUCUGAAACAGGGAGGCGAAGACUUGGAUUGCAUUGGUUUUUAUUCAAAGAGCAUCAACAUGUAAAUAACCAAAGAAAUAAAAGCUGAUAAGAUGGAACAAAUGAAUAAUAGGAAAAAAAAUAAAAUAAUGCUCUUUGCAAACACAGCGAAGCAAUUUCCUGGGAGGAAAGGAGAGACGACACUCUGUGUCUUGUUCGGGACAGGAGGGCGGGGCUCCAAGCUUCUGGAGACACAUUAAAAACGCCUGGAACACACAAAGCCCCUGGCUGAGCCUUGGAGCGUGGUGGAGAGGGUGUGCAGCGCUGAGUGGAGCCUCCAUGUGUCUUUGCACGUGGACGGGGAGGAUUGCCCAUGUGCGGGUCCUCCAUGCACCUCCGUGUCUCCAUAAAUUUGUCAUUUGGGCUUCUCUCCGUGUUUCCCAGGAGUGGAUUUAUGUUGUCAAAAACUUAAUGGGAGAGUGUCUCAGUUUUGAAAUUUUCUGUGCAUAAAAAUGACAUUACUGUUGUUUUUCUUUUUAUUGGUGGUGGUGGUGGAUGUUGGGGCAUGUAUCCAGGUAUCAUUCCAAAAGCCUGACCAGGAAUAGAGUUGUUGUUGUGUUAACAAGGGACAGGGCUAUGUGGAUUUGGUAUAGCAUACUGGGAAUUUUCUUUGCAUCACUUACCUGGGACAUGACGGCCCGUUUCUGAUCUGGAAACUGGGCCUAAUACCUUCUCCUACCGCCAUGAGUGGGUUGCUGUGAAGAUCACAUGAGGUGAUGUAAAUGGUGACGGGGGAGGAAGAAGAUGUUUGCUUGUGAGGGGUCCAGAUUAGUCAACAACAUAUUUAUGGAUCCUCAGUUUUGUAUUUUAAUUCAUUUGAACAUGACUUUAUUAUAUCAUUCAAUAUAGAAGUUACGAGGUUUCACAAACUCAGACUUAAAUAUGGAAAUAUUAUUUUCUUGUUAGAAUCCCAUUCGGCUAGAAAUCUGAGUAUCCGGUCUUUAUUUUUCCCCCUUCUUCACAUUUUGUUGCCUCCUCCCCGCCCUCCCUGCCCGCCCUUCAUUUUGGCUCGCUGCAACCUGAGUACCACUUUUCUGGGAAAGCCUGAUAUUCUGACUUCAGUUUUGUAAUUUAAUGAUGGAGAGUUUCCUUAGUAAACCAAAUUUAGAGUCCUAGAAUGCUUAUCUUAUAUCCAGACCUUGAACAUAAAAGGCAUUUUAUACCCGCAAUUGUUCAUUUAAUGAGCAAUUGCAGAGUGCAGGCCGGUUAAGGGAUUGAGCUAUAUGCACUAUUAUUGCAAGAAGUAUUCCGAAAUACCAGAAAUAGGACGUAAGCUCUGAUCAGGGAGACUGCGAGCACAAUUACCUUCUUUUCAAAUCCUUCUGUGACACUGCGGGAGGAAAAAGGACUUUGAAACUUGAAAGGAAAGAGCUUGCUUUCAACCUCAAAAGCUAGGAGGAAAGGGCUCUGAAAUUUGCCCAGAAUUCCCAAUUCACCAUUAGCCUGUUUCUUCCUUUAGCCUCAAGGCAUUCUCCGCUUUUUGAAAAGAUGUUAAGAAAUUCAGUCACAAUAGAGAGCCUAGUUUUGAACAUGUUUCACUCGGUCCAUUGAGGUCUGGGCUCCAGCCUUUGUGUGGGGUGAAUUGAGCUGAGCGGCUAGCUGGUUGGAGAGAGGUGAAUGAGGAGUCGCUGUGCACUCGCAAAUUCUGGCAAAGAAAAAAGCUCACCCCUUCCUUUAUUUUACAAUAUGCAUUCCUGUACAAUCCUGCUAGUGGCAAUAUGUGGAGCGGAGCCUGUUCUUAAGUCAAUACAGGGUACUUGGUUUAUAGCAACUCUUGUUAAGUUUGUCUUGUAAUUGAAGCUGCUGUUGACCUUGCUUGGGGACCAUUUGUAAAACCGUUUAUUUAGCAUAAACUGAAAUAAUAAACCCUCCUUCUCUCAGGCUGAUUGUGAUAGGGUGACAUUAGUUUGAUUUAAUGAUUAGCCGCCUGACCCUUCUGCUGGAGAGAGAGGCUUGAAUAGGGAGAGUUCACUCGGAAGCACUCAGAAAGAAUACUAAUGAGCUUGUUAAAUUUAGCAUGGCUCCAACCGCUUUUAAUUCCUCUAAUGGGAGCAGCACUGCCUGGGAGAGGGAGAGGGAGAGGGAGAGGAAGGCAGAGAGACACCCAGAAUGUUCCUAGAGGGUCUGCACAGCUAGAGAAAGCUCACCAAGAGAAGUUGGCACAAAGUAGCUAGCCAGAGCCCGGGGACUGUGUUAGGAUGAAAGUCCUGGACAGACUUAUCACAGAGAGAGAAGAAACGCAAUCACUAUGCAGCCACAGAACGUGCAGGGGCUCAGCAAAGUCAGUGAGGAACCUUCAACAUCAAGUGACGAGAGGGCCUCAUUGAUCAAGAAGGAGAUCCAUGGGUCGCUGCCACACCUGGCGGAGCCCUCUGUGCCAUACCGGGGGACGGUGUUUGCCAUGGACCCCAGGAAUGGUUACAUGGAGCCCCACUACCAUCCCCCUCAUCUUUUCCCUGCCUUCCAUCCUCCUGUACCAAUUGAUGCCAGACAUCACGAGGGCCGUUACCAUUACGAUCCCUCUCCGAUUCCUCCAUUGCAUAUGCCUUCUGCCUUAUCUAGUAGCCCGACCUAUCCGGACCUGCCCUUCAUUAGGAUCUCCCCGCACCGGAACCCCGCUGCUGCUUCCGAGUCUCCCUUCAGCCCUCCGCAUCCCUACAUUAAUCCCUACAUGGACUACAUCCGCUCCUUGCACAGCAGUCCGUCGCUCUCCAUGAUCUCAGCAACUCGUGGGCUGAGCCCUACAGACGCUCCCCAUGCAGGAGUCAGCCCAGCAGAGUACUAUCAUCAGAUGGCCCUGCUAACCGGCCAGCGCAGCCCCUAUGCAGACAUUAUUCCCUCGGCUGCCACUGCCGGCACAGGGGCCAUCCACAUGGAAUAUCUUCAUGCUAUGGAUAGCACCAGAUUCCCCAGCCCCAGGCUGUCAGCCAGGCCGAGCCGAAAACGUACACUGUCCAUAUCACCACUGUCCGAUCAUAGCUUUGACCUUCAGACCAUGAUAAGGACGUCUCCCAACUCCUUGGUCACGAUUCUCAAUAAUUCCCGUAGCAGCUCUUCAGCAAGUGGCUCCUAUGGUCACUUAUCUGCAAGUGCAAUCAGCCCUGCCUUGAGCUUCACCUACUCUUCUGCGCCCGUCUCUCUCCACAUGCAUCAGCAGAUCCUAAGCCGACAGCAGAGCUUAGGUUCAGCCUUUGGACACAGCCCUCCACUUAUCCACCCUGCCCCAACUUUUCCAACACAGAGGCCUAUUCCAGGGAUCCCUACGGUUCUGAACCCCGUCCAGGUCAGCUCCGGUCCUUCCGAGUCCUCACAGCAGAACAAACCCACGAGUGAGUCUGCAGUGAGCAGCACUGGUGACCCGAUGCACAACAAGAGGUCCAAGAUCAAACCCGAUGAAGACCUCCCCAGCCCAGGGGCUCGGGGGCAGCAGGAAGCGCCAGAAGGAACAACCCUUGUCAAGGAGGAAGGGGACAAAGAUGAAAGCAAACAGGAGCCUGAAGUCAUCUAUGAGACAAACUGCCACUGGGAAGGCUGCACGAGGGAGUUCGACACCCAAGAGCAGCUUGUGCACCAUAUAAAUAACGACCAUAUUCAUGGAGAGAAGAAGGAGUUUGUGUGCAGGUGGCUGGACUGCUCAAGAGAGCAGAAACCCUUCAAAGCCCAGUAUAUGUUGGUAGUGCAUAUGAGAAGACACACGGGCGAGAAGCCUCACAAAUGCACUUUUGAAGGUUGCACAAAGGCCUACUCGAGACUAGAAAACUUGAAAACACACUUGAGAUCUCACACUGGAGAGAAACCAUACGUCUGUGAGCACGAAGGUUGCAACAAGGCUUUCUCAAAUGCCUCUGAUCGCGCCAAGCACCAAAACAGGACGCAUUCCAAUGAGAAACCAUAUGUGUGCAAAAUCCCGGGCUGCACUAAGCGUUACACAGACCCAAGCUCCCUCCGGAAACACGUGAAGACAGUGCACGGCCCAGAGGCUCAUGUCACCAAGAAGCAGCGAGGGGACAUCCAUCCUCGGCCCCCACCCCCGAGAGAUUCCAGCAGCCAUUCACAGUCCAGGUCGCCUGGCCGGCCGACUCAGGGAGCCCUCGGUGAGCAGCAGGACCUCAGCAACACUACCUCAAAGCGGGAAGAAUGCCUCCAAGUGAAAACCGUCAAGGCGGAGAAGCCCAUGACAUCUCAGCCAAGCCCUGGUGGUCAGUCUUCAUGCAGCAGCCAACAGUCCCCCAUCAGCAACUAUUCCAACAGUGGGCUCGAGCUUCCUCUGACCGAUGGAGGUAGUAUAGGAGACCUCAGUGCCAUUGAUGAAACCCCAAUCAUGGACUCGACCAUUUCCACUGCAACCACAGCCCUUGCUUUGCAAGCCAGGAGAAACCCGGCAGGGACCAAAUGGAUGGAGCAUGUAAAACUAGAAAGGCUAAAACAAGUGAAUGGAAUGUUUCCACGACUGAACCCCAUUCUACCCCCUAAAGCCCCUGCAGUCUCUCCUCUCAUAGGAAAUGGCACACAGUCCAACAAUACCUGCUUGGGUGGGCCCAUGACCCUUCUCCCGGGCAGAAGCGACCUCUCUGGGGUGGACGUCACCAUGCUGAACAUGCUCAACAGGAGGGACAGCAGCACCAGCACCAUCAGCUCGGCCUACCUGAGCAGCCGGCGCUCCUCGGGGAUCUCGCCCUGCUUCUCCAGCCGCCGCUCCAGCGAGGCGUCGCAGGCCGAGGGCCGGCCGCAGAACGUGAGUGUGGCCGACUCCUACGACCCCAUCUCCACCGACGCCUCGCGCCGCUCCAGCGAGGCCAGCCAGUGCGACGGCCUGCCCAGCCUGCUCAGCCUCACGCCCGCCCAGCAGUACCGCCUCAAGGCGAAGUACGCGGCCGCCACGGGCGGACCGCCGCCCACGCCCCUGCCCAACAUGGAGAGGAUGAGCCUGAAGACGCGCCUGGCGCUGCUUGGGGACCCCGUCGAGCCCGGCGGGGCCCUGCCUCCAGUCCACGUCCCGAGGAGGUGCAGCGACGGGGGAGCCCACGGCUACGGGCGGCGCCAUCUGCAGCCGCACGACGCGCCGGGCCACGGGGUGAGGAGGGCCAGCGACCCCGUGCGCACGGGCUCCGAGGGCCUGGCCCUGCCCCGCGUGCCGCGCUUUGGCAGCCUCAGCAGCUGCAACCCCCAGGCAAUGGCCCCCACGGCGGAGAAGCGCAGCCUCGUGCUUCAGAAUUACACGCGGCCCGAGGGCGGCCAGCCCCGAAACUUCCACUCGUCCCCGUGUCCUCCUAGCAUCACCGAGAACGUCACCCUGGAGUCCCUGAGCAUGGACGCUGAUGCCAACUUGAACGAUGAGGAUUUCCUGCCGGACGACGUGGUGCAGUAUUUAAAUUCCCAGAACCAAGCAGGGUACGAGCAGCACUUCCCGAGCGCUCUCCCGGAUGAGAGCAAAGUGCCCCACGGGCCCGGUGACUUUGACGCGCCCGGGCUACCAGACAGCCAUGCUGGCCAGCAGUUCCAUGCCCUGGAGCAGCCCUGCCCCGAGGGCAGCAAAACGGACCUGCCCAUCCAGUGGAACGAAGUCAGCUCCGGAAGCGCCGACCUGUCCUCCUCCAAGCUCAAGUGUGGCCCGCGGCCCGCCGUGCCACAGACUCGCGCCUUUGGGUUCUGCAACGGCAUGGUGGUCCACCCGCAGAACCCCUUGAGGAGCGGGCCCGCUGGUGGCUAUCUCGGGGAGAACAGCAGCCCCUAUGGCGGCCCAGAGCACUUGGUGCUGCACAGCAGCCCCGGAAGUGGCACCAGUGGAAAUGCCUUCCAUGAACAGCCCUGCAAGGCCCCGCAGUAUGGAAACUGUCUCAACAGGCAGCCAGUGGCCCCUGGUGUGCUAGACACUGCCUGUGGGGCAGGGAUUCAAGCCCCAAAGCUGAAAAGCACUCCCAUCCAAGGGAACGGGGGCCAGCUGAAUUUCAUCCUGCCGGUAGCGCCAAAUGAGUCAGCUGGCAGCACGGUAAAUGGCAUGCAGACCCAGGACCCAGUGGGACAGGGGUACCUGGCUCACCAGCUCCUUGGCGACAGCAUGCAGCACCAGGGGGCAGGUCGUCCCGGUCAGCAGAUGCUUGGGCAGGUUAGUGCUACCUCACAUAUCAACAUCUAUCAAGGGCCAGAGAGCUGCCUGCCAGGGGCUCAUGGCAUGGGCAGCCAGCCGUCAAGUUUGGCAGUCGUCAGGGGCUACCAGCCGUGUGCCAGCUUUGGGGGCAGCAGGCGCCAGGCUGUGCCGAGGGGCAGCUUUGGUCUGCAGUCAGGACAGCUCAGUGACACAAGUCAGACCUGCAGGGUGAAUGGCAUCAAGAUGGAGAUGAAAGGGCAGCCCCAUCCGCUGUGCUCUAAUCUGCAGAAUUACUCUGGUCAGUUCUAUGACCAAACCGUGGGCUUCAGUCAGCAAGACACAAAAGCUGGUUCAUUCUCCAUUUCAGACGCCAGCUGCCUGCUACAGGGGACCAGUGCCAAAAACUCUGAGUUACUUUCCCCAGGUGCUAAUCAGGUGACAAGCACAGUGGACAGCCUCGACAGCCAUGACCUGGAAGGGGUACAGAUUGAUUUUGAUGCCAUCAUAGAUGAUGGGGACCACUCCAGCCUGAUGUCUGGGACCCUGAGCCCAAGUAUCAUUCAGAACCUUUCCCAUAGCUCCUCCCGUCUCACCACGCCUCGGGCAUCCCUCCCGUUCCCAGCGCUGUCCAUGAGCACCACCAACAUGGCUAUCGGGGACAUGAGUUCUUUGCUGACCUCCCUAGCGGAAGAAAGCAAAUUCCUUGCAGUUAUGCAAUAGGCUUUAGGAAAGAAAAGGACUGCAACAAACGUAAAUCUAUAGGAGCCGAAAAGAUUAAACUGACUUUGUUUUGGCUGUUUUUUUUAGUUCUGUAUGUAUUUUAGCAUCUCAUCUCACCUACCUGGGAUGUGUUUCAAAUAUAUUCCUUUUAUGGAAAAGGACUCUGAAAAACCCUAAAGUAUUCUAGGGAGAAACUGUCUUCCAUUUCAGUUUUGAAUCAGUAUUGUUACACUCAAACCACACUCUUUUUAAAAAAACAAACAAACAAACUGUAAGCCCGCCCCCUUUUUUAGUAAACCGAUGUAAAUGUGUGAUGUGCAUAUUCUUUCUUUUAGAAGAGCAGUCGAAUUAAAGGAUUUGACAUGUUUUGCUGUUGCUCAAAGGAAAUAGGAGUUGGUGUGCUUGUGACCACGGGGUUACACUUCCAGCUUUUAAGAUUCUCCUUUACACGUGCUCAGUGUUUUGUGUUUUGGUUUCUGUUUUUUAUUUUAAUUCCCACAUUGGGCACAAGAAUCAGAAUAUGGAUAGCGAGUUUAAGAAUCUUUUGUGGUGCAUUGUAGCAUAGAUGGCAGAAUACUGAUGUUCUCCCCAUCCCCAAUUCAGUUCAGGACACACUUUCCACAGUUACACAGAAGUGGGAACGUGGGGCUCUUGCAAAUGAAAUAGGCGCUCACAGUUUCGGUUUUCAGCUCUUUGUGUUCGAAAGUGUGCUUUGGGGGAGGCUGUGUCUGUAUGGCUGGUUCUCAGUUACCACAUUUGCCUCUCCUCCCACUACUUCCAUGAACAUUCAUUGCUGUUUAACACUGCAGCCAGAGAGAAGGGACAGGCAGGUGGUGACAUUCAGCCACGUUGCUACUUCUGUCUGUUCUGGUAAGAAAUUAGAGAGCUUGUAGAUUGAAGCAACUGGAUAGAAUUAGUUGGGGGAAUAUUUGUGGGUUUGUUGUAUUUGUUGAUUAGUUCCAUCUCUUUCCAUUAUAACUGAGAAUGGAUUAUAUAUAGCUCUAAGUAUAUAGGUAUUUAAACAACCCCACAAGCAGCUGUAUCAGUAACAUUUAUUAAUUCCGCUACAGUGAAGAAGAAAUUCUAUUCCGAAUACCUUAUUUUGAAGGAUUUAUAAAAUUUAGUUGUAAAAGAGAAAGCCCACACAAUGGGAAUAAAUUGCUUCAGCCAUUUUUAGUGUUUGAGAGCCCUAGGGAAGGUGUUUAGUAGCUGUGUGGAUGCCUUUUUUCACACCCUGUCUAUUGAAUGCUGCAUCCAUUGACCAAGUUAAAUGUUACAUGUGGUUAGUCCAUAAUGUGGACUAGAUCUGUACUUCUGUUUUGGAUUAAAACAUUUAAAGAUUUUUGAAGUGCAGCUAUGCCCCAUGUGCAGUUGAUACACAUAAAAGUCAUACUAUGUGUGCACAAAGAGUACAUGGAUUUUCCAGCAUAUUGCUUUAAAAAUAUAUAAACUAUUAAAAUAUGAACACCUGGGGCUACCUGCUAUAUUCUGUCCCAUUGACCCCCGGAAUUGGAUUUAUUGCAAGUGAUUGAUAAUUCAAUUAUGUGGCUUUUCCCCUUUAUUCCUGCCAUUUCAAUUACAGUAGAAAGACAAAAAUCAAGUAAAAUAAAAUAUUAGAUAAUAGAGCGUUAGGACCAGCCCACUUUUCUCAUGUUUAUGUUGCUUUCAUUUGGACCAAGAAUCUCUGCAUGGAGGUUGAUUUGCCGUUGGGGACUUUGGCUAAGACUGUUGGGUUUGCUUUCAACUAGAUGUUCCUGAGAUGAGCAGAGGGAUGCUGCAAUUCCCCCUCCAUGCCUGCUUGUCUUCCCCCAUGUAAGUCGUCUUUGAAAUUAAAGGAUGUGUCUCCUUUGGAACAGCCCCAGAACAAAAGAAAUGAGUGAUCUGAGCUUAGGAGAGUAGAGGCUCUACCACUUUUCAGCUGAAAAAGCAAGGCUUUCUCUGUUUCUGAAACAGGACAUGAUGUUAUCACAAUAUCAGAGAUCCAGUCUCACUUGUCCAUGAAUCUCCAUAUCUCCAGGUCCUGGUCUUAUCUUGUGUGCUCAUGAUGGUUUGGCUCUAUCCCUUUCCAACCCUUGUUUUCAAAGCAUCGGGCCUGAGUGUUCUCCACUCCUCCUGAGCAAGGAUCUUGGAUGGAAGGCACUAUGCUGACCUCCUCCAUCAAUGGGCUCUUCCAGUAAUAUUCUCAGAUGCAACUGCAUUUCUCAGUUACCAUCGUUUCCUGCAUCAGCUUCGUCCUUUGUGGAGGGAUGAAUGUGAUCAGACCCACCACUGUUGCCUUGUGCUUCUGCUCCUUCCUAUGGUUUCAGGUCAUUUUCUGGGUUUGCCCCAUUUUUUUUUCAUAUUUGCUUCCCUUGCUAUUGCUUUUAGAUUUGCAGGAGAUGCAAGUUUCACCUCAAUGGUUGGCUUCUCUCAAUAUGGAAAUUUCAGGAUGGAGGAGAAGAGGGAGGGAAGAAGAAAGUAUACUCUUCCAGAAUUUAAAUGAUCUGUCGUGGCAGUUCAGUGGAAGGAAGGUCUUUUGAGGUCACUUAGAAGCAUCCUUUUGGGCACCUUUGGGGAUCUCUGUAGGCUAGGCAUCUCAUAUCUUGAGACCCAUCUCCAGCCUCCAAGCCUCUCUCCAUUUCUCUAACCUAUGUAUUUAGAGCGAGAGGACCGCCUCACUAGUGUCACCAUCCUGCCUUUUAUAAAAAACGCAGGCUCACACCUGGUACUCCUACUUAAUGUCUGUGUCAAACCUUUUAUUUUUCUAACCAUUUUUGUUUUAUUUUUCUGAAAAAGUUAACCCCUCCCAACUCCUCACACAUUGGCUCUUCCUCUUGAGCCACAAAGUUUUGAUUCUUGCGAUGUAUGUGCCUUAUUUUAUGUUAAUCUUGUCAAUGAGAGGGACCAGUUGGUGUUGCCCAGUCAGCACUCCAAGGCUGUGCAUGCACUGGCCGGAGAGUGCGCGAUGGUAGCAGAGUCGGGGCUGUCUUGUAUCCUGGUUUCCUGUGUUGUUUUGAACUGAUAGGAGGAUGUUCUCUUCUGACAAGUUACCCUUGUGUAUCCUGCAGAUGUGUAAAAUAAAAUACAAGUUCAUUUUUUUCACCUUUUUUAGAUUUUUAAAAAAUAAAAUGUGUAAUCCUUUUUUAAAAGAAACACAUGUAAAUACAUUUAAGUAUUGUAGGCAUAGUGUUCUGAUGUGACUGGCCCAGGUGUUCCCCGGAAAAGCCUGCAGUCCCAGUGAUCUUGCCCACCUCAAGCCCGGGGCUGCAGCCCAGCCACAGAUGAACUCUACCUUUGCUUUCAGAACCACUUAGUCCUUUUGUAACAAAGAAAAAAAAAUGUUUCUUACAAUGUCAAUAAAAAAUUCUUUGUACGGAAA
This is a messenger RNA of Sapajus apella (tufted capuchin), 10801 nucleotides long. RefSeq names its product GLI family zinc finger 3 (gene GLI3). Gene Ontology annotation, cellular component: nucleus. Bases 2884 to 7443 code for a protein of 1519 amino acids. The transcript has 14 exons. Gene Ontology annotation, biological process: smoothened signaling pathway; regulation of transcription by RNA polymerase II. NCBI's taxonomy places the organism in Eukaryota, Metazoa, Chordata, Mammalia, Primates, Cebidae. Gene Ontology annotation, molecular function: RNA polymerase II cis-regulatory region sequence-specific DNA binding; DNA-binding transcription factor activity, RNA polymerase II-specific. The record is from RefSeq and is a predicted model, not a curated record.